Hevea brasiliensis (rubber tree) is the source of this 1846-nucleotide messenger RNA. Its product is annotated as tRNA-specific adenosine deaminase TAD3. Gene Ontology annotation, biological process: tRNA wobble adenosine to inosine editing. Lineage: Eukaryota; Viridiplantae; Streptophyta; Magnoliopsida; Malpighiales; Euphorbiaceae. Gene Ontology annotation, molecular function: tRNA-specific adenosine-34 deaminase activity. The transcript is spliced from 9 exons. Bases 162 to 1385 code for a protein of 407 amino acids. Gene Ontology annotation, cellular component: cytoplasm; nucleus. The record is from RefSeq and is a predicted model, not a curated record.
UCAAUUGUCUCCGUAAAUCUAAACGACAUCCGCUCUGUAAAAUCAAGCCUUUCAUUCCAAAUAAACCUCUCUUCCCAAUUUCUAAAACCCUAAGUCCUGACAUCUGGAAAAAAUUUUCUAUGAAAUCUCCAUCUUUUGUUUAAGAUCAUAGGAAGCAAGCGAUGAUGAAUGAGAAAACAGAGUUAUGGCAAAUCAUCCACAUUCCUGAUAAGCCUCCGAUCUCACCUACCGAGCAACCCACAGUGAAUGCUUUUGCCUCGGUAAUUGAGCCAAAGCUUGCAAAUACUUUUAUAAGGCGUUUAAAUCAGAUAGCUCCACUUGAAAAUCUCCGCCAUGUGAAGCGUAUACAAAAGAGACAUGAUGAAAAGGGGAAAAAUCAGCUGUCAGUUAUCUUGUGCCUAGCUUCUGAGACUGAGAAUGGCAAGCAGUCAAACAACUUGCCUGAGAAUGUACAAGAGCUAAUCAACUCUUACCAGUUGAGUCCUUUUAUCACAAAAGUUUGUAAAUAUGCUGCAACAUCUAGAGAAGAGUGGGAAGAGCAAUGCAAACUUUGGCCAACAUCAUAUCAUCCACCUACUUACAAUAUUAAUGGCAUUACUGGAUUUGGUGAAGAGGACUCACAAUCAGUUUUCGACUUCAUGAAAGUGGCUGUUGACUUGGCAAAAUCUGGUGGUGGUUUGAUGGUCAAUGCUGCAGUUAUAGUGGAUCCUUCUGUUCAGCAGAUUAUUGCAACUGGACAUGAUCAAAUCUAUUCAUGGCAUAACAAGACUGGCACUGAAAAUAGCCACCUUAAAAAGCCAGCCUCCUUUGCUUCUAAUCUCAAUUCCAAUGGCGCAAGUCAUUUAAAUGUGUUUCCUAACAAUUUGCAUAAUGGACCUGAAAGAUUAUAUGUUGGUGUUUCUUGUUUAAGUCCUUGGCAGUGGUGUGGGCAACAAUUGGAUAUGGAAACUUCUUGUUAUUUGCAUCCUUUACGACAUGCUGCCAUUGUUGCUAUUGAAUCUUCUGCUGAAAGGGAUAGGCGCCUAUUCCCUCGCUUGCUUCAUACUGAGAAGUCCUUUGAAGUGGAAUCUAUGCAGUCUUCUUGUGCAGGUUCUCCAGCAAAAAGACAGAAGACGAACCUUGCAAAUGUUGAGGAUGGGAAGGAAUUGGAUGCUCAUUCUGAAGCCGCAUCAGUGAGGCCCUAUCUUUGCACUGGUUAUGACAUCUACCUGGUAUGGGAGCCAUGUACGAUGUGUGCAAUGGCACUUGUGCAUCAAAGAAUUAGGCGUAUAUUUUAUGCUUUCCCCAAUCCAAAUGCCGGUGCAUUAGGCAGUGUUCACAGACUACAGGGAGAGAAAAGCUUGAAUCAUCACUAUGCUGUUUUCAGGGUAGUUCUGCCUCAAUAGGUUCUUAAUAUGGCUUAAGUAAUUGCAAGGAAUGAUGAUGAUGACCAAGUUGCAACUUCUGUUUCUUAACAAGAGCAUCCUAAUAUCGAAUGUUUGACACUUUCCAUGAAGACAAUUGAGUGAUUUAUUUCCCCCUCUCGCCAAAUGCAAGCAUUUUUGUCAACAAAUAGCUGGGGUUACAGAAAUGUAUCUUUUUGCAGGGAGUUGGGUGAUGUUACUGUUUUGAAAGCAAUGGUGAUUCUGGUUACAUUCUGAUAUUAUUAGGAAUGUAAACUGUGGAAAGGAUUUCAUGCUAAUUCCCAUCACCCCAAACAAGCAUACGAGAGUUCAGGUUUUUGAUAAUUUUUUACAGAUCAGGUAUGGCCAUCUUGCCAUACUAGCCCUCUUCAUUUUAUCUAAUUUUUGUAGACCUGACUUUACAGUGGUGGAGCUAUUUACAGUGAAAUUUUUCGUAUCUGCCA